This is a messenger RNA of Marchantia polymorpha subsp. ruderalis, 1648 nucleotides long. The record is from the annotation of a GenBank genome assembly. Lineage: Eukaryota; Viridiplantae; Streptophyta; Marchantiopsida; Marchantiales; Marchantiaceae.
GCGGUGGUCAGAAGAAGGGAAGGAAGGCAAGGCAAGGGCACGGGCAGGGCAGUGAAGCCAGGGGUAGUAGUAGUGUCGAUCGUUCGUCGCCCACUGGGUGACUUGCGACUUGGGACUUGCUCCUUGCUCCUUGCUCGACGAGAAGGAUUGCAGGACGGACAGGGAGGCGCAAGAGGAAGGAAGGAAGCAGCAGAAACAGAAACAGAAGCAACAGCAGCAGGAUGAUGACUUGAUCGAUCUCCUCUCGCCCGCCCUCCCGCUCGCCCGCCCGCCCGCUUGCCCUUCGCUUCGACCACCGAUUGAUGGCGCACUGCAGCUGCUCGCUCGCCCUCUGCAUGAGUUUGUGAAGCGCUGCUGCUGCUCCGGACACCAGCUUCCUCCGCCGACCGCCUGCUUCGAUCCUGCCAGCGAAUUUCUCAAGAUGAUGGCUGGCGGGGAGGGGCAGAAGGGCAAGGGCGGGGGCGAAUCCGUCGAGCUCACGGCCGGAGAGCAGCAGGUGUCGAAUGCGCUGACGAGGGGCAAGGACCGGGCCAUGGAGUGGCUGGGGGGCCAAAUCUCGGUGUUCGGCAUCGCCAUCGGCUACUGCCUGUCGGCGUCGCUGCUGUCGAUCAUCAACAAGUGGGCGAUCAUGGUGUUCCCGUUCCCGGGGUCGCUGACGGCGCUGCAGUACGCGACGAGCGCGGGCGGAGUGUGGCUGUUCGGCAUGGUGCGCCUGCUGGAGCACGACCGCCUGAGCCUCAAGACCAUGUGGAAGUUCCUGCCGGCCGCCAUCUGCUACUACCUCUCGCUCUUCACCAACAGCGAGCUGCUGCUGCACGCGAACGUCGACACCUUCAUCGUCUUCCGCUCGGCCGUGCCGCUCUUCGUCGCCAUCGGCGAGACUGUCUACCUCAAGCAGCCGUGGCCCUCGCUCAAGACCUGGGCCUCGCUCGGCGUCAUUCUCGCCGGCUCCGUCAUCUAUGUCGGCACCGACUCGCAAUUCAAGGUCGAGACUUACGGCUGGGCGCUGGCGUACCUCGCCAGCAUGUCGAUCGAUUUCGUCUACAUCAAGCACAUCGUCAUGACCAUCGGGCUCAACACCUGGGGCCUCGUGCUCUACAACAACCUCGAGGCGCUGCUGCUGUUCCCGCUCGAGCUUCUGAUUAUGGGCGAGGGCAUGCAGCUCAAGCACUCGAGCGACGACCACUCGGUCGACUACACCUCCAUGACCGUGUGGUUCCCCGUGGCGCUGUCCUGCCUCUUCGGCCUCUCCAUCUCCUUCUUCGGCUUCUCGUGCCGCAAGACCAUCUCCGCCACCAGCUUCACCGUGCUCGGCGUCGUCAACAAGCUGCUCACGGUGGUCAUCAACCUCGUCAUCUGGGAGCAGCACGCCUCCACCAUCGGGACCAUGGGCCUGCUCAUCUGCAUCGGAGGCGGCGUCCUCUACCAGCAGUCCACCGUCAAGCCCAAAGCUCCCCCCGCUGCGCUCGCUGCUCCCAAGACAUUGGACGCGGACGAGGAAUCUGUUCCUCUAGUGCAGUCGCAGGAUGUGGAAUCUGGAGGCAAGAAGGCGUCCCACGCUUAGAAGCGCUCGGACGCCCCUUCGCCCCCUCCUCCUCCUCCUCUCGCCAAUUUCUGUAAUAUAUAAAGAGCAUUUACGAUCUGAGAA